UUAUUUGGUCUUUUUCGUGCUAUUUAGAUGGAGGAUAAUUCUCUUUUGUCUAUGCAGGUGGUUAUUCGACGGCUUCCUCCUUGUCUAACCAAGGAGCAGCUGGAGGAGCAGCUACAUCCUCUCCCUGCUCAUGAUUAUUUUGAGUUUUGCACUGCUGAUCCCAGCCUUUAUCCUCAUCUCUACUCAAGAGCAUACAUUAACUUUAGAAAUCCUGAGGACAUCCUCCUUUUUAGAGAUCGCUUUGAUGGCUAUGUCUUCAUUGAUAAUAAAGGUUUGGAGUACCCUGCAGUGGUUGAAUUUGCUCCAUUUCAGAAGAUUUCAAAAAAGAAAUUAAAAAAGAAAGACACCAAGGCUGGGAGCAUUGAAGAUGACCCAGAAUAUAGGAAAUUUUUAGAAAGUUACUGUGCUGAUGAAGAGAAAAUCUGUGCCAAUCCUGAGACUCUUUUGGGAGAGAUUGAGGCCAAAACAAGGGAACUCAUUGCUAGAAGAACAACACCCCUUUUGGAAUAUAUUAAAAAUAGAAAAUUAGAAAAGCAGAGAAUUCGAGAAGAGAAAAGGGAGGAACGAAGGCGGAGGGAACUGGAGAAGAAACGUCUGAGAGAAGAAGAGAAAAGGAAACGCAGAGAGGAGGAGAGACGUAAAAGGAAAGAAGCAGAAAAACAUAAGAAAAUUUCUGAUAAAGAAAUAAGGAUCAAGCUUCUUAAGAAGCCUGAAAAAGGAGAUGAGCCAGCCAGCGAGAAGCACAAAGAAAAAGACGAAGAAGCUGACACUGAAGAAAACAAAUGGGAUAAGUCUCCUGGACCUGGGAGUAUAAGAUCCAAAUCAUUGGAAGGUUCACUAAAAGAGCUUAAGGAGAAGUCACAAAAUGAUAGUGACAAAGAGCAAAGAGAUUUGGAGAGAAGAUUUCGAGACAAAGAACCUGAAAGGCAAAGGUAUCGACUGGAUGAUGGCAGGAAGCAUAGAACUCACUAUGAGUUUGACAAGUUUGUGAGAAGGAAUGAAGAAGAGCUGAAAUGGGGGAAAGGAUACAACCAAGACAGAGGAAAGAAAGGGAACCACAACUACAGCUUCACUGUGGAGGCAGUAGACAAACUGGGUAAAGAGGACAAGUGUGAUGACAUGGCAUCCAAAAAGGAGCGCAUAAGAAAUAAGGAUCGCCCAGCCAUGCAGCUGUACCAACCAGGGGCUCGCAUCCGAACGCAUACGGGAUCCAUGAGUAAAGGCUAUGACUGCAGUGGGAAGUCUUUGGAAGAUGCUCUUGACAAAAAGUAUGAGGUGGAUAGCUCAAUGGGAGGCGGCUCUGAGAAGAGCGAGGAAGCAGAAUAAAACAAACUGGAGGAAAGACUUGUGAAAAGGGAUGAGCUUCAGAUUCAACAUCACCACAUAGAGCCAUUUCAGAAGCCCAACACCAACAGAAUUGUCAUAGCUAUCUCUUACUUCCUCUGAAAUAAAGAAUUGGGGAUGUAUAAAGUAUCUUACAGCAAAGGAAUGUGAUUGCUUUUGUACAUAAAGCAGAGCAAACACCAUUUGCCUAACGUAAAAGCGGUCUAAUGUUUUAUUAGAUUCACUUUGAGAUAUAAAAUCUCUAAUAGUUUUAAAGGAACGUUUCUAGAACGCUUGAGAAGCGAUCUCACCUUUGCAAGCCUAAAGAAACUAACUGUGGAUUUGUGUCAUUGUGAGGCCUGAAGCACUUCCAAGUGUUGGGUGCACGGCAGCCCCAGGGCCCCUUCCUGCACAUGGCAGUGCUGCCCAGCGCUGUGCGCCCCGGGGAGCUCCGCAGCCAGCAGUGUUUGCAGGAAUAGCACUGAGUGUCUGUACGUACCUUGUGUGUUCACAUUGUUUUCCAAUUAACUACAGCGUCAAGUAAGUGUUAUCAAAGCUACGAGUGUGUUGUCACAGUGUCAUUUUCGGAGCCACUUCUGCCUUUUAUGUUUUAAUGGAUUCUUGUACUUAAAGCAGAGAAAAGCUAACACAAACCUCAGCACUUAAUGUGUAUGGUUUUCUUAAAUUAGCUGUUUGUUUUUUUAUGGUUUUGACACUGUCUUUUCCAGAAGUGAUUGUACAGCGAUGACUUUUUAUAUGCUGAUGUUUGAUGUAAGAUGCGGUUGCAGGAUCUGGACAACAUCUGACACGUGAGAGUUCAGAAGUUCAGUUUGUUUAAAGGAAAACAAACACGAGUGUCAGCUGCGAAGUCCCAUUUUGUAAGAUCCAAGUCAAAUUCUGCCCUCUGAUGCAGGCACAUAUAUAUGUGUGUGUGUAAAUAUAUAUAUAUAUAUAUAUAUAUAUAUAUAUAUAUAUAUUUACAGUGUUUCCAUCGGAACAGCUGCAUGUUUAUGGAAGGGCAAAACUUAGGCAUCUUUUACAGCUGAAAGCUUCACAGACAUUGAAACGGAGACCUGCUGUGUUGAUAAAGUUAAAUGGUAAGACACUCAUUUACUUUUUACAUCCUCCUGGAGCAUUUUGUUAAGCGUAAUAUCUAGCUGUUCUACACUGAAAAAUUACUGAUUGUAUUUUCCAAGAUAAUAAGCAUUAUGUGAAUAAAAACAACAGGAUUUUCACUAUGAUUUUAAGAAGUGAUCUUAUGUAGUUUUUCUGUCUGCACUCUAAAAAACAUAAGUAGGGUGCUGCGCUACUCUGUAUUCCUCAGAAAUAGAUAAAAAUAGCAUUGAGAAAAGUUUUAAUAUCAAGCUAUGUGAGUGAGAAGCCAACUGAAACUUCUUCAAAGCGUAAGUGAAACAACUGUUGGAGAAUCAUUUGCUUUUAUCUUCAGCUGAAGUUUAUAUUGUGUAAGGUUUAUUCUGACUGCUGAGAAGGGAUCUGAGUUCAGCUUCCCGGCUGAAUGAAAGAGCCUGGCUUGGUUUGAGGAGAAGGAAACCCAACCAGGACAGUUCUCCUGCAAUAGGGGCAGACAGGGCUCUGUCUGCCUCAGAUUGGGGUCUGCAUAAAUACAACCAUUUCCAACCCAUUCAGCUGCCCAGAGGACAUGGGCAGAGCCUUGCUGGCUCAAGCAGGAGUCUUGUUUGUGAGAGGAACCCACAAGAGCUAGAGAAGAAAUUAUGCACAUCCUCACAUGCUUAGCAUUUUUUGUCCAAAGGACACCUGCAUUCUGUUUGAUUGCAGCGAAGCUGGCCUUGGGUUUACACAUCUGCACACACAGGGUAUCCAGAACAUUGAUAUUCACAGGGGAAGCCGGGUGGGAGGAGCUGCCACCUGCUCAGUGCUUGCUCUUUUUCCUACGCGCCUCCUGAUGACACAAAAUAAAUGCAGGCUUGCAGCCUGUCUUUGUACA
Coturnix japonica (Japanese quail) is the source of this 3289-nucleotide messenger RNA. RefSeq names its product UPF3A regulator of nonsense mediated mRNA decay (gene UPF3A). Gene Ontology annotation, cellular component: nucleolus; cytoplasm. Lineage: Eukaryota; Metazoa; Chordata; Aves; Galliformes; Phasianidae. The record is from RefSeq and is a predicted model, not a curated record. Gene Ontology annotation, biological process: nuclear-transcribed mRNA catabolic process, nonsense-mediated decay; positive regulation of translation. Gene Ontology annotation, molecular function: telomeric repeat DNA binding.